AUGACCAAAUCCAAAUUUCCAGAUCACAUCUCAGAUCGUAUCCUCGACCUCUGCACAUCCUCUGAGACCGUCUCUUCACUCCUCGCAAGAGAACCCAGUCUUUCCCCCAGUGCUGCCUGGGACAAACUAUACGGCCGGCAUGCUCUAAAGAAGAGGUCUCUAGGGGUCGACGAGGAGGAGAAAGAGGAAGAGGGGAGUUUCAGCGGCAGUGAAGAGGAGGGUAGUAAUGGCCAGGGUUCAACAGCUUACUACAAGUCACCACCCACGCCACCUCAUUCGCCUCGUUUGGCCCAGGAACACCUUGAUCGGGCAGCGAAGUGUGGGAAGUGGGGAGGGAAGAAACCGAGUGAACUAUUUUUGCAGAUAUAUCACGACGCACUUUGCACACUGGACGAUGAUCCCCUCAGGGGUAUGGUCAGUCCGCCGCUUUUGGGGACCUGCGGUACUGUUCCGUUGACGAUAAUCUCCGUCAUCCCCGACAUAGCCCGCCACAUGGCCAACCUGAUCUACCGCGCAAAACACGAAAUCUUUCUAGCAACAAACUACUGGCAAUCAAGCGUUGCCUCAACCUACCUAACAAACGCCAUAAGGGACCUCAACCGACGUCUUGCCUCCGAAGCCCACUUAUCUUCUGGCGUAGAGUCCCAGCCACAAAAGAAUAAGAUAUUUCUCAAAGUCCUCUACGAUCGCGGAACCCCCAAACAGCUUCUCUCGCCCCACCAGAUCGUUUCUCCAGAUACCUACACCGACGCCUCCACCGUCGGUCUUCCCCAUCCAGACGAGAUCCCAUUUAUCGACAUGCAAGUGAUGAACUAUCACAUGCCCAUCAUGGGCACGUUUCACGCCAAGUACAUGGUGGUGGACAGGCGCGUGGCAGUGUUGCAGAGCAAUAACAUCCAGGACAACGACAAUCUGGAGAUGGCGACGCACUUGGAGGGGCCAGUGGUGGAUUCGCUUUGGGAUAUGGCGAUGAUUAGUUGGUACAAGCACUUGGAACCUGGGAUGCCGUGUGUCAAUUCGCCGGCGAGUGAGGCAUGGGGGAGGGAGAAGGAGGUGGAAAAAACUGGGGUGGGCCAGAUUGAAAGGAAAGUGGAAGUGAAGAGGCUUGCUGUGACCGAAGAGCCACCCACCACUGGGACGACCACUCAACCGACUGUUACUCCCAAGGUUCCCCGACACACAACCGAAGAGCCUCACUAUGACGCUUCGAUAGCGGCCGAAGUCGCCCGUGUUCAAACCUCCUUAGCAUCUAAACGCGAUCCAGGCAGAAGAGUUAUCGAAACACACCUACAAGCUGUCACUCGUCUCCUCAACCACACUCGCAACCCCAACUUCACGGCCGACCCACUUGCCCCGGACCCGGUCACUGACCCAAACAAUAAAAUGACUCCUUAUCUGUUCCUUCCUCAUCACCAAGCCUCCAUUCAAGAACGAAACCAACACCCCGAGGCAGUACCAAUGGCCCUAGUCAACCGCGCCCCUUACGGAUUGCCGAACCACUCCUCCGUCUCCAACCCGCAAAAUGCCGCCUGGCUUUCUGCCCUCCGCAACGCCACCCACUCCGUCUUCAUCCAGACCCCAACUCUGAACGCCGCUCCUUUGCUCCCCGCCAUUCUUGAUGCCUGCAACCGCGGCGUCCAAGUCACUUGCUAUGUAUGUCUUGGGUACAAUGACGCAGGCGAACUGCUUCCUCACCAGAACGGUCACAACGAAAUGAUUGCACAUCAGCUAUACUCGUCACUCCCACUUGGAACGAGGCAGAAUCUGCAUUAUUACUGGUACGUGGCCAAAGACCAGACCAAACCGCUGGUGCAGUCCAAGGGGUUGAGGAGCUGUCAUAUCAAGUUGAUGGUUGUGGAUGGGCACGUGGGCAUCAUGGGGAAUGGGAAUCAGGACACGCAGAGCUGGUUUCAUAGCCAGGAGAUUAAUGUGAUGAUUGAUAGUGAAGAGGUUUGUGGGACGUGGAUGAAGGGGAUUAUGAGGAAUCAGAACACGGCGAUAUACGGGGCGUUGGAUAAGGAGAAAGGGAUGUGGGUUGAUGCGGAGGGGAAAGAGGCGGAUGGGGUUAUUGGCGUUGAUCCGGGUGGGAGAGUAAAGAGAUGGGCUAAAGGGGCGGUGGGUGCGGUGAAGAGGGUUCAGGGGAUUGGAGGGUUUUAG
Messenger RNA from Neurospora crassa OR74A, 2157 nucleotides. Its product is annotated as phospholipase D active site-containing protein. The transcript is spliced from 3 exons. NCBI's taxonomy places the organism in Eukaryota, Fungi, Ascomycota, Sordariomycetes, Sordariales, Sordariaceae. The record is from RefSeq and is a predicted model, not a curated record. Gene Ontology annotation, molecular function: catalytic activity. Bases 1 to 2157 code for a protein of 718 amino acids.